AUAAAAGCAAAACAAGGCACCUUUCAUUAGUUUGCUUGUAUGAAAGUGAAAAGUAAAGAACAUACGACAGGAGAUAGCGUGUGCCGUGUGGUGUGGGUCUUUAUCUACCGUGUCGUAGGCCUACACUUCCUAUAAAUACCCCUGAAACUCAGGAACGAGAGUUUUCAAGCACUAACACUUCCAACACCUCUUCCUUCCUUCUUCCUCUCUUCUCUUCAACGGAACUGCUAACUAAUUAACUAAACCGCGAGAGUGCCAGCAUGGAAUCCAAACCCACACUUUGUAACAGUACUACAGUUAAGUUCCUCUGUAGCUACGGCGGCAAGAUCCUCCCUCGCCUCACCGACGGCAAGCUGCGCUACUCCGGCGGCCACACCAGAGUCCUCGCUCUCCAUCCUUCCAUUUCUUUCUCAGAGUUGAUGGUGAAGCUUGGCGAGUUGUGUGGUUCGUCGGUCACACUGCGGUGUCCAUUGCCGAACGGUGACUUGGAAACCUUGAUUUCGAUCACCAGCGACGAAGAUCUUGCCAAUAUAAUCGAGGAAUAUGAUCGAGCUUCUUCAUCGUUAGCUCAUCCGUUGAAGAUCAGAGUCAUUCUUUCGCCGAUCAAAUCUCUCAAGAAAUUAUCACCUUCUCCGUCUUCUUCUUCCAGCGCCACUCACUCUCCUUCCGGUUCGUCUCACGCCUCCGUCGAAUCCCCGCCGUAUUCGAUGGCGCAUCGGUUUAUCCGCCAAAAUUGUUCGCCGGCGCCGGUUGGAUAUCCAAUCGGUGUCCCUAACGGGGCGGUGAAAGGUUGUUGGUACACGGAGCACUUCAACGGAAGCCCUAGAUUCCUUAAUGGUGGGGCUCACUGCAAUAAUUACUGCCACUGAUGUAAAGUGGAUAAAUCAGAAAUACCAAAUACGCAAUAGUUGAUGAGUUGAUGACCCAUAGAAAGUAAAAACAUAAAAACAAAAAAAAAAAAAAAAAAAAGUUUAGUGAGCUAUGAAAUACGAUUAUAUACAUAAAUAUAUGAUCUUGGAUACAUUUUAAAUUGAGCUUGAGCUUGAAA
Messenger RNA from Gastrolobium bilobum, 1048 nucleotides. Its product is annotated as protein PAL OF QUIRKY-like. NCBI's taxonomy places the organism in Eukaryota, Viridiplantae, Streptophyta, Magnoliopsida, Fabales, Fabaceae. The coding region runs from base 261 to 869 and encodes 202 amino acids. The record is from RefSeq and is a predicted model, not a curated record. The transcript is spliced from 2 exons. Gene Ontology annotation, molecular function: protein binding.